Enhydra lutris kenyoni (northern sea otter) is the source of this 2217-nucleotide messenger RNA. RefSeq names its product N-myc downstream regulated 1. Gene Ontology annotation, cellular component: cytoplasm. Bases 136 to 1290 code for a protein of 384 amino acids. Gene Ontology annotation, biological process: signal transduction. The transcript has 16 exons. The record is from RefSeq and is a predicted model, not a curated record. NCBI's taxonomy places the organism in Eukaryota, Metazoa, Chordata, Mammalia, Carnivora, Mustelidae.
UGGACCCAGAGAGCACGCCCGUCCUCGCAGUUCUGCUCCGCGCUUGCUGGCCGCCGCGCCUCCAGCCCCGCCAGCAGCCCCGCUCCGGCUCCUUUUGCCUUUCUCUCUAUACCUUAGGCAGGUGACAGCAGGGACAUGUCUCGGGAGCUGCAGGACGUGGACCUCGCUGAGGUGAAGCCUUUGGUGGAGAAAGGGGAGACCAUCACUGGCCUCCUGCAAGAGUUUGAUGUUCAGGAGCAGGACAUAGAGACGGUGCAUGGCUCCAUUCAUGUCACGCUGUGCGGGACCCCCAAGGGAAACCGGCCCGUCAUCCUCACGUACCAUGACAUUGGCAUGAACCACAAAACCUGCUACAACCCCCUGUUCAACUCUGAGGACAUGCAGGAGAUCACGCAGCACUUUGCUGUCUGCCACGUGGAUGCCCCUGGCCAGCAGGACGGCGCUGCCUCCUUCCCUGUGGGGUACAUGUACCCCUCCAUGGACCAGCUGGCCGAAAUGCUUCCUGGAGUGCUCCACCAGUUUGGGCUGAAAAGCAUUAUUGGCAUGGGAACGGGAGCAGGUGCUUACAUCCUCACUCGCUUUGCUCUGAACAACCCCGAGAUGGUGGAGGGACUCGUCCUUAUCAACGUGAACCCUUGUGCAGAAGGCUGGAUGGAUUGGGCUGCAUCCAAGAUCUCUGGAUGGACCCAAGCCCUUCCAGACAUGGUGGUGUCCCACCUCUUCGGGAAGGAGGAAAUGCAGAACAAUGUGGAGGUGGUCCACACCUACCGCCAGCACAUUGUGAAUGACCUGAACCCCGGCAAUCUGCAUCUGUUCAUCAACGCCUACAACAGCCGGCGGGACCUGGAGAUUGAGCGGCCGAUGCCCGGAACCCACACAGUCACCCUGCAGUGUCCUGCUUUGUUGGUGGUUGGGGACAGCUCUCCCGCUGUGGAUGCUGUGGUGGAGUGCAACUCGAAAUUGGAUCCAACAAAGACUACUCUCCUCAAGAUGGCAGAUUGCGGUGGCCUCCCACAGAUCUCCCAGCCAGCCAAGCUUGCUGAGGCCUUCAAGUACUUCGUGCAGGGCAUGGGAUACAUGCCCUCGGCCAGCAUGACCCGUCUGAUGCGCUCCCGCACGGCCUCUGGCUCCAGUGUCACGUCCCUGGAGGGCACCCGCAGCCGCUCCCACACCAGCGAGGGCACCCGCAGCCGCUCCCACACCAGCGAGGGUGCUCGCCUGGACAUCACCCCCAACUCCGGGGCCACUGGCAACAGCACCGGGCCCAAGUCCAUGGAGGUGUCCUGCUAGGCGGCCUGCACCACGGCUGCCCCUGGACUCUGGGCUUGCGCAGCUGCCCUUUCUCUGGCCCUUCCCAUCCCCGCCUGCCACACCACACGUAACUCGUAUUAACCCAAAGCUUAUGGUGUAAGAGAGCUCUGGGGGAGCACACAGUUAGACUGGGUUUGUCAAGGGCGCCUUUCCCAGCAGGGGCAGGGUGGGCGGACCAGAGGAAAAGAAGGAUCUCAGUGUCUGUGCUCAUGGCCGGGCUGGCCUGAUGGCCAUCCCCCACCCUCUCUCAGAGACGCCGAACUGCCAAAAACAAGACACGCCGCCCUAAACACUUCCUAAAUCCAGGCCUAGGCUGACCCGAGCAUCCUGGUUCUAAAGGGCACUUUGUCGGAAGCCAGCCCCCUCUCCUUCCUGUUUCUUCUCCAACUAAAGACAAACUGACCCAGUUUCGGGAAACAGAGCCCUGUUCUGAUUUGGGGAGGGGAGAGCAGCAGAUUGUAGGUAGCUCUUUUUGAACUCCAACAACAGGAAGCGGGAGAGAGGUGGAAUUUACGUGGAGGCUAGAAUGUUUGGAAAAACAAAUCUACGCAGUUGACAUGAAGACAUAGAUUUUCAAAUUUAGCGUAUAUAUCCACUUUUUCAUGCUGAAACAUACAGGCCUGUUCUUCUGGCAUCCUUUCAAUGGACAGUGAAAGUGGGCAGCAAAAUCUCUGGGCUUUCCAAAGAAAUGGUCUUGGCAAACAUUGGUGUCAUUGGAUCGGAGCCCUUGGCUCUGCUGUCUGCCGCCUCCUCCGCAGCCCCGACUUCCCACCCCGAAUACGUGAGUGAUGAUUUCGUUCAUGGGGAAGAUGACUUAGGUUUGUACUUACUUUCUUUGACAUGGAGGGAAACAUUCCAAACAGCCCUACGUGGCUGUGAUGAGUCUCCACGCUGUGGGGCGGGAGG